GCUGGGGGGGCAGGGCUGUACCCCUUGUGUCCCCCUCGGGCCGGGGGAGGCAGGGCUGUCCCUCUCUGUGUCCCCACAGGGGACUGGCAGUGUCCCUGGGCCGGGGGAGGCAGGGCUGUCCCUCUCUGUGUCCCCCCAGAGGACUGGCAGUGUCCCCUCCCAGCUAGGGGGGCAGGGCUGUACCCCUUGUGUCCCCACAGGGGACUGGCAGUGUCCCCCCCUGGCUGGGGGAGGCAGGGCUGUCCCUCUCUGUCCCCACAGGGGACUGGCAGUGUCCCCUCCCAGCUGGGGGGGCAGGGCUGUACCCCUUGUGUCCCCACAGGGGACUGGCGGUGUCCCUGGGCUGGAGGGGGGCAGGGCUGUCCCUCUCUGUGCCCCCCCUCGGGGGUCCCCGUGUGUCCCCUGGCUGUGUCUGUGUCUGGGGCGGGGGUUUGUCCCCAAGGGACCGUGCAGAGUGGCUCCUGGCUGGGGACAGAGGGGACAGGGGGGUCCCAGGCAAGGCCUGGCUCUGCAGAUCCCCCCGCGGGGUCCCUGGGGUUCCUCAGCCCUGACCCCCCGCCCCAGACGACAAACAGGUGCUGCAGAACCUGAAGCGGAUCCUGGCCAAGGUGCAGGAGAUGCGGGACCAGCGGAUGUCCCUGGAGCAGCAGCUGCGGGAGAUGAUCCAGAAGGACGACAUCACCACCUCGCUGGUCACCACCGACCGCUCCGAGAUGAAGAAGCUCUUUGAGGAGCAGCUCAAGAAGUACGACCAGCUCAAGGUGUACCUGGAGCAGAACCUGGCUGCCCAGGAGAACGUGCUCAAGGCCCUGACCGACGCCAACGUCAAAUACGCGGCCGUGCGCAAGGCCCUGGCCGAGGUGGAGCACAAGUGAGUGAGGAGGGCCCGGGAGCAGCC
This is a messenger RNA of Cyanistes caeruleus (blue tit), 898 nucleotides long. The record is from RefSeq and is a predicted model, not a curated record. NCBI's taxonomy places the organism in Eukaryota, Metazoa, Chordata, Aves, Passeriformes, Paridae.